Molecule: messenger RNA, 1099 nt
Organism: Cyprinodon variegatus (sheepshead minnow)
Lineage: Eukaryota; Metazoa; Chordata; Actinopteri; Cyprinodontiformes; Cyprinodontidae
Product: gastrula zinc finger protein XlCGF8.2DB-like
Exons: 1
Coding region: 41-1099 (352 amino acids)
Biological process (GO): regulation of transcription by RNA polymerase II
Cellular component (GO): nucleus
Molecular function (GO): RNA polymerase II cis-regulatory region sequence-specific DNA binding; DNA-binding transcription activator activity, RNA polymerase II-specific
Source: RefSeq, a predicted model, not a curated record
GCAGCAGAAGCCAGAACAUCCCUGGACAAAAGAGGAAACCAUGGAGCUCCCCAUAAGUGAGCAUGAAGACCAGCUUGUUCUGAAGCAAGAUACUGAAGAUACAGGAGAGAAACCUUUCCCAUGUUUGACAUGUGGAGAAAACUUUCUAAAAAAAGAAUAUUUAAUGGUUCACAUGAGAACACACACAGGUCAGAAGAUGUUUAAAUGUGUGUUCUGUGAAAAAAGCUUUUCUUAUAAAUCUAAUCUUAAUAGACACAUCGGAAUUCACAAAGGAGAGAAGCCGUUCUCUUGUAUGGCUUGUGGAAAACAUUUUAACCAAAAGCGUACUUUGACUGACCACAUAAUAACUCAUACAGGUGAAAAACCUUUUAAUUGUCUGUCCUGUGGAAAAAGCUUUUCUCAGAAAUCUCUUCUUGACGCACACGUCCGAAUUCACACAGGUGAGAACCCGUUUUCCUGUAAAGUUUGUAGCAAAAGUUUUUUUGUAAAAAGGAGUUUGACUUUACAUCUGAGAACUCAUACAGCUGAAAAGCUUUUUAAAUGUGUAUCCUGUGGGAAACGCUUCACUCAGAAAUAUAAUCUUGAUAGACACAUCAUAAUUCACACUGGUGAGAAGCCUUUUUCCUGUAACAGUUGUAACAAAAAUUUUCCUAAAAAAAGUAGUUUGACUAGUCACAUGAGAAUUCACACAGGUGAGAAGCCAUUCUCUUGUACAGUUUGUGGCAAAAGUUUUAAUCAAAAAGGUAUUUUGACUGACCACAUAGUAACUCAUACAGGUGAAAAGAUUUAUAAAUGUCUGCCCUGUGGAAAAAGCUUCAGCCUUAGAUCCGCUUUUGAUAGACACAUCAGAAUUCACACAGGUGAAAGGCCGUUCUCUUGUAUGGUUUGUGGUAAAAGUUUUAAUCGAAAGGGUACUUUGACUAACCACAUAUUAACUCAUACAGGUGAAAAGCCUUUUAAAUGUCUCUCCUGUGGAAAAUGCUUCACUAAAAAGUCUUGCCUUAAAAGACACAUCCAAAUUCACACAGAUGAGAAGCCUUUAAAUGUCUGCGCUGAGGAAAAAGCUUCACCUCAAAGUUUGAUCUUGAUAAUCACAUAA